UCCGGCUGACAGCCCGGAACGCCCUCCUGGGUUCCGUACUCCCUCCCGCGACAGCUUUCAUUGGCUCCGCCGUUCCCCGCUGCAGAAUGAAUGCUCAAAGAUCCGGGAAGGUUCUGCUUGAGUUUCUGGUUUUCAGGGCAGACCGUUAACCUUAGAACUGCCGGCCAGUUCACGUGAGAGGUUUUUCUGACCUAUGAGAAGCAUUUCUGUUAGCUUUUUCUCCCUGAAAUAGCAGUUUGGUGAUACUUAACCUUUCUGAUGUCUGCCUGUGUAAGUUAGAGGAAGGGUCACCAUCAUCUCUUCAGGCGAAGAAACCAAAGUACAAACAGAUGAACUUUGAUGUUCAGGUUAACCCCGCAAAACAAGAAUCCACCCCGCCAUCUAGUUUUUCUUUUCCUUUCUUCUUUUAUUUUGUUCUAUUAUUAAGAAGUGUGUGCUCAUUGUCAAAAAAUUCAAACAGUACAGAAAUUCGUAGAAUAAAAAGGAAACAGUCCCCAUUACCCCCAUCCCCGCAAUGUUCCCACGAACCCCCAAGAGGUUAACGAAAUAUAUUGUAUUACUAUGCGUCACUAAAUUUUUGAAGGCUGUGGGGCUUUUUGAAUCAUAUGACCUCCUAAAAGUAGUUCACAUUGUUCAGUUUAUUUUUAUAUUAAAACUUGGGACUGCAUUUUUUAUGGUUUUAUUUCAAAAGCCUUUUUCUUCUGGGAAAAGUAUUACGAAACGCCAGUGGAUCAAAAUAUUUAAACAUGCAAUUGCUGGGUGUAUCAUUUCACUUUUGUGGUAUUUUGGCCUCACUCUUUGUGGACCACUAAGGACUUUGCUGCUAUUCGAGCACAGUGAUAUUGUUGUCAUCUCACUGCUCAGUGUUUUGUUCACUAGUUCUGGAGGAGGACCAGCAAAGACAAGAGGGGCUGCUUUUUUCAUUAUUGCUGUGAUCUGCCUAUUGCUUUUCGACAAUGAUGAUCUCAUGGCUAAAAUGGCUGAACACCCUGAAGGACAUCAUGACAGUGCUCUAACUCACAUGCUUUACACAGCCAUUGCCUUCUUAGGUGUGGCAGAUCACAAGGGUGGAGUAUUAUUGCUAGUACUGGCUUUGUGUUGUAAAGUUGGUUUUCAUACAGCUUCCAGAAAACUCUCUAUAGAUGUUGGUGGAACCAAACGUCUUCAAGCUUUAUCCCAUCUUGUUUCUGUGCUUCUCUUAUGCCCAUGGGUCAUUGUUCUUUCUGUGACAACUGAGAGUAAAGUCGAGUCUUGGUUUUCUCUCAUUAUGCCUUUCACAACGGUUAUUUUUUUUGUCAUGAUCCUGGAUUUCUAUGUCGAUUCCAUUUGUUCAGUCAAAAUGGAAGUUUCCAAAUGUGCCCGAUAUGGAUCCUUUCCCAUUUUUAUUAGUGCUCUACUUUUUGGAAAUUUUUGGACGCAUCCAAUAACAGACCAGCUUCGGGCCAUGAACAAAGCAGCACACCAGGAGAGCACAGAACACGUCCUCUCUGGAGGAGUGGUAGUGAGCGCUAUAUUCUUCAUUUUGUCUGCCAACAUCUUAUCAUCUCCUUCUAAGAGAGGACAGAAAGGUACCCUAAUUGGAUAUUCUCCUGAAGGAACACCUCUUUAUAACUUCAUGGGUGAUGCUUUUCAGCAUAGCUCCCAGUCAAUCCCUAGGUUUAUUAAGGAAUCACUAAAACAAAUUCUUGAGGAGAAUGACUCUAGGCAGAUCUUUUACUUCUUGUGCUUGAAUCUGCUUUUUACCUUUGUGGAAUUAUUCUAUGGCGUGUUGACCAAUAGUCUGGGUCUGAUCUCAGAUGGAUUUCACAUGCUCUUUGACUGCUCUGCUUUGGUCAUGGGACUUUUUGCAGCCCUGAUGAGUAGAUGGAAAGCAACUCGGAUUUUCUCCUAUGGGUAUGGCCGAAUAGAAAUUCUCUCUGGAUUUAUUAAUGGGCUUUUUCUAGUGGUAAUAGCUUUUUUUGUGUUUAUGGAAUCAGUGGCUAGAUUAAUUGAUCCUCCGGAAUUAGACACACACAUGUUAACACCAGUCUCAGUUGGAGGGCUGAUAGUAAACCUUAUUGGUAUCUGUGCCUUUAGCCAUGCCCAUAACCAUACCCAUGGAGCUUCUCAAGGAAGCUGUCACUCAUCUGAUCACAGCCAUUCACACCAUGUGCAUGGACACAGUGACCAUGGGCACGGUCACAGCCACGGAUCUGCAGGCAGAGGCAUGAAUGCUAACAUGAGGGGUGUAUUUCUACAUGUUUUGGCAGACACACUUGGCAGUAUUGGUGUGAUCGUAUCGACCAUUCUCAUAGAACAGUUUGGAUGGUUCAUUGCUGAUCCCCUCUGUUCUCUUUUUAUCGCUAUAUUAAUAUUUCUCAGUGUUGUCCCACUGAUUAAAGAUGCCUGUCAGGUUCUCCUUCUGAGACUGCCACCAGAAAAUGAAAAAGAACUACAUAUUGCCUUAGAAAAGCUACAGAAAAUUGAAGGAUUAAUAUCAUACCGAGACCCACAUUUUUGGCGUCAUUCUGCCAGUAUUGUGGCAGGAACAAUUCAUAUACAGGUGACAUCUGAUGUGCUGGAACAAAGAAUAGUACAGCAGGUUACAGGAAUACUUAAAGAUGCUGGAGUAAACAAUUUAACAAUUCAAGUGGAAAAAGAAGCAUACUUUCAACAUAUGUCUGGCCUAAGUACUGGAUUUCAUGAUGUUCUGGCUAUGACAAAACAAAUGGAGUCCAUGAAAUACUACAAAGAUGGUACUUACAUCAUGUGAGAUAACUUGGGAAUUACCCCUGGGGUAUGAACAAUGAAGAUGAAAUGACCGGGUAUUUAUAAUAUCUCCAGAAGGAAGAAAAUUGCACAUAAUUGUACAGAAACAUUUUGUGGUAUUUGAAAAAAAUUUUAAAGCUCCCUACAGUUGGAUCAAGGAAUCUUUCUUAAAGGAAAUUUAAAUACAGAAUGAAGCGUUAAUUGUACAAGUAAAAUAAUUGUUUAAAUUAUGUGUAAAACAGGAAACAAAAUUUAAGUGAACAUGAUGUAUCAUAUCAUCUUCAAAAGUGAACAUAUAGGGGCUUCCCUGGUGGCGCAGUGGUUGAGAGUCCGCCUGCCGUUGCAGGGGACAUGGGUUUGUGCCCUGGUCCAGGAAGAUCCCACAUGCCGUGGAGUGGCUGGGCCCGUGAGCCAUGGCUGCUGAGCCUGCGCGUCCGGAGCCUGUGCU
Molecule: messenger RNA, 3196 nt
Organism: Physeter macrocephalus (sperm whale)
Lineage: Eukaryota; Metazoa; Chordata; Mammalia; Artiodactyla; Physeteridae
Gene: SLC30A5
Product: solute carrier family 30 member 5
Exons: 16
Coding region: 515-2752 (745 amino acids)
Biological process (GO): intracellular zinc ion homeostasis; zinc ion import into Golgi lumen
Cellular component (GO): membrane; Golgi apparatus; cytoplasmic vesicle
Molecular function (GO): zinc ion transmembrane transporter activity
Source: RefSeq, a predicted model, not a curated record